AUGGCUCGAAAUUCAGAAAAGGCGCAGUCCAUGCUGUUUCGCUUCCGAGAAGCACAAGCAGCGGACUUGGGAAUUGUCGACGCCGGCCGGUCGCGCCGGCCGAAGCUCAUCACCGAAGUCGAUACCGUACCUGCAUGCGAGAAAUGGAGAGGCCAGGUGAUCAAGGAGAUCUCGCGCAAGUCGUCGCGGAUCCAAGAGUCCGCCCUCAGCGAUUACCAGAUCCGCGACCUCAACGAUGAGCUCAACAAGCUGAUGCGCGAAAAACACAUGUGGGAAGUACAAAUACGAAACUUGGGAGGGCCCAAUUACAUGCGCGGCCGAGCCAAAAUGUACGACGAGCAGGGCCGAGAGAUACCAGGUGGUGGGAAAGGAUACAAAUACUUCGGACGGGCGAAAGAGCUCCCUGGUGUGAAGGAAUUAUUUGAGGCUGCGCAGUCUAAGGCACAGGAUGAAAAACCCCUGGAGGACAGGAAGGAAUUGCGAAAGGUUGUGGAUGCGGCCUAUUACGGUUACGCCCCCAAUGAGGAGGAUGAGGCAUUGCUCGAGUACGAGGCCGAGAAAGAGAAGCUGGCUGUAAAGAACCUCCUCAAAACUGGGGCCCAGGAUGCUCCCGAAGGAUGGGUUUCGUUACCAGGCAAUGCGGGAGAUGGUCGAGCCUGGGAACUACCGACGCUCGAGGAGGUGCAACAAGAACUGAUUGAGCGGCGAAGACAAAAGCUACUUGACCAGCUCGGGUCGUGA
This is a messenger RNA of Clonostachys rhizophaga, 741 nucleotides long. The record is from the annotation of a GenBank genome assembly. Lineage: Eukaryota; Fungi; Ascomycota; Sordariomycetes; Hypocreales; Bionectriaceae.